AUGGGUAAAGUAAAAGUAACAAAGGCAAAAAGUAAUGAUGGUGUUAGGCAAGCACUUCCUUUUAAUACAUCACAUGGACAACAUAUUUUAAAGAAUCCAGGUAUAGUAAAUGCAAUUGUCGAAAAAGCUGUUGUUAAACCAACAGAUGUAGUAAUGGAAAUAGGACCUGGUACUGCAUUAGAAAUUGAUCCUCGAAUGGUUGAUGAAGUAAAAAAACGUGUUCAAGGAACACCACUUCAAAAUAAAUUAGAAGUAAUACGAGGUGAUAGUAUAAAAACAUUAUGGCCUACAUUUGAUUUAUGUAUAACAAAUUUACCAUAUCAAAUAUCUUCACCAUUUGUAUUUAAAUUAUUGUUACAUCGACCAUUAUGUAGGCAUGCUGUUGUGAUGUUUCAAAAAGAAUUUGCAGAUAGACUUGUAGCUAAACCAGGAAGUAAAUUAUAUUGUAGGCUUUCUGUAAAUGUACAAAUGCUUGCAAAAGUAGAACAUUUAAUGAAAGUUAAAAGAUCUGAAUUUAGACCACCACCAAAAGUUGAUUCUGCCGUUGUUAGAAUUGAACCAAAAAAUCCACCUCCUCCAAUUAAUUAUACAGAAUGGGAUGGAAUGUUAAGAAUAAUUUUUGGUCGAAAAAAUAAAACAUUAUCAGCCAUUUUUAGGCAAACACAAGUAAUUGAGUUAUUAGAAAAAAAUUAUAAAGAAUUUUGUAGUUUAGAAAAUAAACAAAUAGAUGAAAAUUUUGAUAUGAAAAGUUAUGUAGAAAAAAUUUUGAAAGAUAAUAACUUUGCAGAAAAAAGAUCAAGAACAAUGACUAUAGAACAAUUUCUUAUGCUUCAACUUGUUUUUAAUAAAGCAGGAAUUCAUUUUAAAUAA
Strongyloides ratti is the source of this 870-nucleotide messenger RNA. Its product is annotated as Probable dimethyladenosine transferase. Gene Ontology annotation, molecular function: rRNA (adenine-N6,N6-)-dimethyltransferase activity. Gene Ontology annotation, cellular component: mitochondrial matrix. The transcript is spliced from 4 exons. Bases 1 to 870 code for a protein of 289 amino acids. Gene Ontology annotation, biological process: rRNA methylation. The record is from RefSeq and is a predicted model, not a curated record. Lineage: Eukaryota; Metazoa; Nematoda; Chromadorea; Rhabditida; Strongyloididae.